This is a messenger RNA of Nematostella vectensis (starlet sea anemone), 1488 nucleotides long. RefSeq names its product fez family zinc finger protein 2. The transcript has 2 exons. The record is from RefSeq and is a predicted model, not a curated record. Lineage: Eukaryota; Metazoa; Cnidaria; Anthozoa; Actiniaria; Edwardsiidae. The coding region runs from base 394 to 1305 and encodes 303 amino acids. Gene Ontology annotation, biological process: regulation of transcription by RNA polymerase II. Gene Ontology annotation, molecular function: RNA polymerase II cis-regulatory region sequence-specific DNA binding; DNA-binding transcription factor activity.
CACAUAGUGACGAUCCCCUUCCUCAGACUGCCGUACGCUUAACCAAUCAGCGCACUCAUUAAUUCGCACUACAGACGAGCAAAGCGGUGAUUAUCCACGCAGCUAUUGGAUAAUUAACAAUGUGCUGUCAAUUAUGUUCAAAGUGGUCAGCAGGGUUUUAGAAUUUACUACAAAGGAGAGAGCAGUGGCGUUUGCGAAUGAACGGUUUAUAAGGUGAGGAAAGUACAACCGGCUGUGAGAGGAAAGACGAAGCACUCGAGGUAGGAGUCAAGUGACUCGCGAGUCAAGAGAAGUGCACUUUACGCCGACAAAAGUCCUCAAGUUUCCGCUGACAGCAACCAGGGUAUUUACAAGUGGGAAAGGGUAUUUACAAGAUUGGAUUCUGAGAAAAAAAUGCCGAGGUCAUUUCUUCUUAAGCGUUUUCUUUUAAAGGAGCCUUCUAGCGCGAAAUGCCCUGCAAUAGAAAGCGGAGAAGGCAUUUUUAAUUAUGCUGGUGCAAAAGAUGCAAGGGAGCCAUCUGAAGCGGACCAAGCAAUGGAAAUACGACAGGAAUAUUAUGCUGCGGUAGAGCAUCUACCAAAUAUUCCGUGGAGUGCUCUGCAUGCUAAGCUACCAGAUGAAUACCGCCAUCAACAAGGCCAUCACUUGCAAAACCUCGAACCAGCCUUGAAGUUCACCUCAAACAUCCAGAAACCAAACAAUCAAACGCCAGCUGCGAAUAUUGGAUUCGACUCCAAAAAACAACAGGCUUCUAGGAAGGCUUCCCCAGCUAACAUUAGUCAGAAAAGGGAGACUUACCAAUGCGAUCAAUGCGGCAAAGUGUUUAAAACUAAAUACACUUUGACUAUCCACCUAAAGAUGCCUUCUCAUACCGGUGCCCGGCCAUUUGUCUGCGCUAUAUGCGGCAAGGGCUUUCGCCUAUCCAGCACAUUGUGUCGACACAAGAUCAUCCACACCAGCCACAAGCCACAUCAGUGCACUACUUGUGGUAAGGCCUUCAACCGUUCCUCCACCCUCAAGACGCACCAGCGAACACACAGCACCGUCAAAGAAUUCGUCUGCCAUAUAUGCGAAAAAGGCUUCCAUCAAAAAGGCAAUUUGCGAAACCAUCUUCUCAUCCACACCGGUGAAAAACCAUACAAAUGUACCGUCUGCAAGAAAGCCUUCAACAAACUUUCCAAUCUCAAGUUCCACAGUCAUGUCCACACAGAUAAUCGACCCUACCGGUGCCGAUACUGUAAAGUCGCGUUUUCACGAAGGUGUGACUUGAAACUUCAUCUGAACACUUGUAAUCUACAACACUGAACACAAUUCUUCGCCCAAUUAAUUGGACAAAACAAUUGCACAAAUAACCCAAAUUAUUAGAUAAGAAGCCAGAUAAGAAGCUGUAGAUAGAAUAAAAUGAUCAUGUAGCAUAUUGUAACAUUGAUUGUAACUUUGUAGAGUUUGUGAAAAAAUGCACUGAAAUAAAGCGUGGAUGAAAUGUUA